UGUACUGGCCACUGCCUACUGAGUUCUCAUAAUAUCGAAUUUGUCAGAAACCAAGCUUGUGGCUAUGAAGUGGCUCUUAAAUUUUAUUUGAAAUAAUUGUGACAUUUCUACGAAAUUUCAUAUUGGAAGAAGGCUUUGCUUGACCGUGAAGUGUUGAAAGACUAUAAACCAUGGACAUAGAACGUUUAAAGAAUGACGCAAAACUUGUCCUUUGUCGAAAGUAUUAUUAUGCUGGAUUUGCUUUCUUACCGUUUUUAUGGACCAUUAAUGCUGUUUGGUUCUUUCGAGAAGCAUUUCACAAACCUGAAUUUGAUGAACAACCUCAAAUCAAACAAUAUGUAGUUCGAUCAGGAAUUGGGGCAUUUCUCUGGAUGAUGAUUUUCAUUGGUUGGACCUGUGUCUUCCAAAGUAACAGAGCUGCCUGGGGAGAACUUGGGGACCAGCUAUCAUUUGUGAUUCCAAGGGGCAUACCAUAGUUUAUUAAAUAUGACAUGUUGUGUUGCCCACUUCUGUGUUGGUGAAGUUCACACAUAAAUUUCCACUGGCAUCUGAAGUAGUAGCAUGCUUUAAUGACUAAAAUUUUUGAAAAGGAAGAACAGUUUUGUUCACAUGUCACUUCUUGUAACUGAAUAAGAACAUUCUGGUUGGUAUCUAUUCUCAAAAGAAUAUAUAUUUCUAUAGGGCUUUUCCCCCCUA
Molecule: messenger RNA, 696 nt
Organism: Daphnia magna
Lineage: Eukaryota; Metazoa; Arthropoda; Branchiopoda; Diplostraca; Daphniidae
Gene: pen-2
Product: gamma-secretase subunit pen-2
Exons: 3
Coding region: 171-476 (101 amino acids)
Biological process (GO): Notch receptor processing
Cellular component (GO): gamma-secretase complex
Source: RefSeq, a predicted model, not a curated record